Bathycoccus prasinos is the source of this 552-nucleotide messenger RNA. RefSeq names its product PREDICTED: similar to Zinc finger protein 271 (Zinc finger protein 7) (HZF7) (Zinc finger protein ZNFphex133) (Epstein-Barr virus-induced zinc finger protein) (ZNF-EB) (CT-ZFP48) (Zinc finger protein. NCBI's taxonomy places the organism in Eukaryota, Viridiplantae, Chlorophyta, Mamiellophyceae, Mamiellales, Bathycoccaceae. The transcript has a single exon. Gene Ontology annotation, molecular function: RNA polymerase II cis-regulatory region sequence-specific DNA binding; DNA-binding transcription factor activity, RNA polymerase II-specific. Gene Ontology annotation, biological process: regulation of transcription by RNA polymerase II. The coding region runs from base 1 to 552 and encodes 183 amino acids. The record is from RefSeq and is a predicted model, not a curated record.
AUGGUGCGACAAAAGAAUCCGCACCCGAAACGCGCGGAAAACGCGAGGACGGCGGUGGUCGCGAGCGACAGAGAGGAGCGAGAAGCGCGAGAGUUUCGAGAAGAAGAAGAAGAAGAACGAGUGUUGUGUUUGACAAUACCUGAUUAUGAUGAUGAUGAUGAGAUGGACGAACAGAUACGAGAAGAAGAGAUGACUGUUAGGAAAGGAUGGAAGAGAAAGAGAGGGCACGAGUGCGAUCUUUGCGAGAAGGUGUUUGAUAGACCAUCAAGUUUGGCCAUACACAUGCGUAUUCACACGAACGAGAGACCGUAUGAAUGUGAUGUGUGCGAUAAAGCUUUUCAUACAUCUGGUCAUUUGAAAAGCCACAUGCGUAUUCACACGAACGAGAAGCCGCAUGAAUGUGAAGUGUGCGAGAAGCGUUUUAGUCAAGCUGGUAAUUUGAAAACGCACAUGCGUAUUCACACGAAAGAGAAACCGUAUGAAUGCGAUGUGUGCGAUAAAGCUUUUCGUGAUUCUGGUAAUUUGAAAAGGCACGCGCGUAACGUUCAUUAG